AAAAUUCUGUGAACUCCCUUACUCACAUUUCUCAUUGUACUCUCGAUCACUGCAAGCCUUACGGCUUUAGUACCAGUGCAGCCGUCGUGCGUGGAGGUUGGGGCGAGGUCUUCCGUCAACUAGAUUGUAUUCUGACCUGAAGAACAGCAACUGCCAAAAGACUUGAUACGAUGGGGGCAAUGAAGAACGCCACAACUCCUAGCGUGCCUGCCAAGCUUGUUGAUGAUUCGGCUAUUAUUAGCGAGAAGGCAAAGUGCAACAAUAACAAACAGUCUCUUCCUCAUAAAACGGAUGCUGGUCAUAGGGCAGUUGGCAAAGUCCAGUACCAACCAGAAGUGCAAAUCGUCUGGAGAAAUGUUUUGAUUUUCCUUUACCUCCAUGUCGCUGCGUUGUAUGGAUUCUAUCUCUGUUUCACUGCAACUAAACUGGCAACUUUAGUUUGGUCCUUCGCUUUGUUUAUUUUCGGUGGAUUCGGGAUAACGGGUGGGGCUCACCGAUUAUGGGCGCAUCGCUGUUACAAGGCGAAAUUGCCUUUACGUGUCUUUGCAGCUGUGGGACAAACCCUUGCUCUGCAGAAUGACAUAUACGAUUGGAGCAGAGAUCACCGUGUCCAUCACAAGUUUAGUGAGACUGAUGCUGACCCUCAUAAUGCUCGCCGAGGUUUUUUCUUCGCUCACGUUGGCUGGUUGUUAUGCAAAAAACAUCCUGAAGUCAUUCGACGGGGAAAGACGGUUGACGUCAGCGAUCUUUUGCAAGAUCCGGUCGUUUACUACCAGCGAAAGUUCUACAUCCCAUUGGUUUUCAUGUUUUGUUUCGUAAUGCCAACUGUCGUACCUUGGUAUUAUUGGGGCGAGUCGUUGGCAACUGCCUUCUUCGUGGCUUCAAUCUUUCGCUACGUGAUCACGCUUAACGCUACCUGGCUAGUUAACAGUGCGGCACACAUGUGGGGCAAUCGUCCAUACGACAAGGGAAUAAAUCCUGCUGAGAACCGGCUCAUUGCUUUCAUCACGUCCGGUGAAGGAUGGCACAAUUAUCACCAUGUUUUUCCCUGGGAUUACAAAGCAUCGGAAUUAGGAAAAUACAGCACAAACAUGACGAAAGCUUUCAUUGAUUUCUUUGCUUGGCUUGGUCUGGCUUACGACUUGAAAAGCGUGCCGGAAGGAAUCAUUCGCAGCCGCGUUCAAAGAACAGGCGAUGGUACUCACCCGUUCGCUUUGGAAGAUAGUCCUUAUGCCGUUGACGACAUGACAUUUGAAGAAGCACAGUUUUGCGAAAUAAUUCCAAAAGAAAACAGCGAUAAAGAUUUUGAAGUGUCCAUCAUCUAAGCCAUUGCGGGUUCAUCACGUGAUCAGUUCGUAUGCAAUGAACUCGGUUGGAAACAGAGCUGUCAUUCUGCAAUGCUUUGAUAAGGUUCAAUCAAAAUUAUACAUGGGUGUCCAACGGUUGAAAGUUCAAUGUCUCAAUCUCUUCCAGAAAUCUAAGAAACCAAAUAUUCAGCUAUUUUGUUUAUACGCCACUUUCAAAUGUUCUCAAUACAUUUGCUUUUUUUUUCGA
Daphnia carinata is the source of this 1554-nucleotide messenger RNA. RefSeq names its product acyl-CoA Delta-9 desaturase-like. The record is from RefSeq and is a predicted model, not a curated record. Gene Ontology annotation, cellular component: endoplasmic reticulum membrane. The coding region runs from base 171 to 1325 and encodes 384 amino acids. NCBI's taxonomy places the organism in Eukaryota, Metazoa, Arthropoda, Branchiopoda, Diplostraca, Daphniidae. Gene Ontology annotation, molecular function: iron ion binding; stearoyl-CoA 9-desaturase activity. The transcript has 7 exons. Gene Ontology annotation, biological process: unsaturated fatty acid biosynthetic process.